This is a messenger RNA of Penicillium samsonianum, 492 nucleotides long. Its product is annotated as DNA-directed RNA polymerase II core subunit RPB11. The record is from RefSeq and is a predicted model, not a curated record. Gene Ontology annotation, biological process: transcription by RNA polymerase II. The coding region runs from base 1 to 492 and encodes 163 amino acids. Gene Ontology annotation, molecular function: DNA binding; protein dimerization activity. The transcript has 4 exons. Gene Ontology annotation, cellular component: RNA polymerase II, core complex. Lineage: Eukaryota; Fungi; Ascomycota; Eurotiomycetes; Eurotiales; Aspergillaceae.
AUGCCUCAGAGCCCUGCCAUUAUCACGGCCACUGCGGCUAUCGCCAGAGAGCGUGCUGGUAGCCGUGGCCAGGGUCCCCAUCCGCGCCAUUCUCGCCCUAUGCUCCCUGAUGACGCCCCUGACGUGUAUGAAGCCAUCCUGCUCGCUCCGGGCGAAAGCAAGAUUGAUGUUGAGGUCGACACCCGCCUUCCUUCUGCCGCUAUAUUUACUUUCCGCAAGGAAGACCACACCCUUGGCAACAUGCUGCGCCACCGUCUCCUGAAGACUCCCCAUGUGAUCUUUGCUGCCUACCGCGUCCCUCACCCGCUGACCCCCGAGUUCCAGCUGCGUAUCCAGACUGAUGGCGAGGUCACCCCUCGCCAGGCUGUUGUUAACGCUUCCGAGGCUCUGAUCAAGGACCUGGGCAUCUUGUCUCGGGAAUUCACCAAGGAGUACGAGCUCCGCAAGGCUGCCAACGCCGCCAACCAGCAACAGCAGAACACUGCUGAGUAA